Molecule: messenger RNA, 4039 nt
Organism: Mirounga angustirostris (Northern elephant seal)
Lineage: Eukaryota; Metazoa; Chordata; Mammalia; Carnivora; Phocidae
Gene: ARL4C
Product: ADP ribosylation factor like GTPase 4C
Exons: 1
Coding region: 506-1084 (192 amino acids)
Biological process (GO): intracellular protein transport; endocytic recycling
Cellular component (GO): plasma membrane; cytoplasm
Molecular function (GO): GTP binding; GTPase activity
Source: RefSeq, a predicted model, not a curated record
GCGGCGGCGACAGAGCGGGGACUGCGGGGACAGCCAGGCGGCCGCGCCGGCAGCGACGCCCGGGGAAGCCCGCGCCCCGCCUGCGCCUCCGAGGCGUGCCCGGGAGCGGGAGCGGCCCAGCGGCCCGCGAAGGCAGAGGCGAGCGCCGGGCGCCGGGCGGCAGAGAGCCGGGCAGCGGCCGGAGGCAGCCGCAGAGCGAGCGGGGGCCGGCGGAGGGCGCCGGGCGCGAGCAAGCCGGCGCCGCGGCAGCGGAGGCGGCUUCGCGGGAGACAAAAGCCCGCCCGAGAGACGCGAUGCCCGGCCGGCGCGGGCGCGGGGGCCGCGGCGUCUGAGCACCCCCCACGCCCCCGAGCCGUGCGCCCCGCGGACGCCGAGCCGGGCCGGUGCCCGCGGCGGAGGGCGACAGGGGCGGCCCAGGUGCGCCCGGCCGCGUCGGGCCCGUCACUGCUCGGGGGGCGGCGCCCUCCCGUCGCCGCCGCAGUGGCCGGCGCCGCAGCGAGGAGCCAUGGGCAACAUCUCCUCCAACAUCUCGGCCUUCCAGUCCCUGCACAUCGUCAUGCUGGGCUUGGACUCGGCCGGCAAGACCACGGUGCUCUACCGGCUCAAGUUCAACGAGUUCGUGAACACGGUGCCCACCAUCGGCUUCAACACGGAGAAGAUCAAGCUGAGCAACGGCACGGCCAAGGGCAUCAGCUGCCACUUCUGGGACGUAGGCGGCCAGGAGAAGCUGCGGCCGCUGUGGAAGUCCUACAGCCGCUGCACGGACGGCAUCAUCUACGUGGUGGACUCGGUGGACGUGGACCGGCUGGAGGAGGCCAAGACGGAGCUGCACAAGGUGACCAAGUUCGCCGAGAACCAGGGCACGCCGCUGCUGGUCAUCGCCAACAAGCAGGACCUCCCCAAGUCGCUGCCGGUGGCCGAGAUCGAGAAGCAGCUGGCGCUGCACGAGCUCAUCCCGGCCACCACCUACCACGUCCAGCCGGCGUGCGCCAUCAUCGGCGAGGGCCUCACCGAGGGCAUGGACAAGCUCUAUGAGAUGAUCCUGAAACGCAGGAAGUCCCUCAAGCAGAAGAAGAAGCGGUAAUGCGCCCGGCUCCGGUGGCGAGCGAGCGGGGAGCGAGCCGGGAGCGAGCCAGCGGGUCAGGGAUGGAUGGAUGGACGGACGGAUGGAUGGAUGGAUGGAUGGAUGGGUGGAUGAACGAGAAUCUGCGCCCGCGAACAAAGACAGAGAACCAAAGCAAUGCUUCGAAUUUUUAAAACGGAAUCUGUGCACCCAGACGCAGGACUAGUGACUUAACCUGGGUGUGUACGCUGACUUGCCAGCCUGCCCUCGAUCCGCCCCCACCCCCAGCUCAGGGGACCUUUUGUCUGGAUGCCAGAGCUACUACUAAUGGGUGGGGGGCGCUGGGGAGUGGACGUGCCUGGCCUGCUGUCCGCCCUCCCGGCCCAGGUGGAAGGCUCAGAUGUCAGAGACAAAAGCGAUUUCUUCCUCCAGCGGGGCCAGAAGUUCAGGCUGCCCCGCCCUCACUGGGGGCUCCCACCUGUGAGUUACCGGAGGUAUGCGGUUCCCAGAACCCUGGGAGUACCUAUUUGGGGGCAUGAUGGCUGUGGGAGGUGCUGGGGGGGCGGGUAACUGCUGCCCCUUGCGUUCAUGGGCUCUGGAAGCUGGAUAAUUUUAUGUCACAGGGCAGGCCCCUGUUGAAAUUUCAUUUGUCCUGCUCUGGGCCCAAACGAGGUGGGGAUUUGGGCCAUGAGAGGACUGCCUGGAACAAUACAGCAGCCCCAGAGCCCCGGGCGUUCCGCUGGCCUUGGCUGGUGAAUGGCCGCGAAGAUGCCCCUUUCCUGGUGCUUUAUGGUGGCUACGGAAGACCAGUUCGAUUGAGAACUGCUUUUCAGCCUGGAAUCAGACAUCUUCCAGAGGGUUUGGACACUGUCCAUGUGUAGGUCAUUAUCACACAAAGAGACCAAUAAAAAUUUUAAAAAAAGAAACUGUCGGAGGUGGUGGCAAAUGAUGUAUUUACUGUUUGCAGGAUAGUUAAAGGUGUUUAAAGGGUAAGGCUCUUGGCGUAAAUGCUGGUUGGGGUGUAUGUGUAGAUACAGGGACCUCCCUCUGUACUGUGUAAUCGGCAUAAAUACCUAGACCCAUAUGUGUGGAAUCUGAAAAUCUCUUAGCCUACUGAUUGGUUUGUGUAAGCACACCAGCUGCAGAUGUGUGCUGAAAUGCAAGAUGGUUUUUGCCAGGGAUGCCUCUUGUAAUACUAACCGCCUGAUGAUGGGUUUUGGUUUUCAGACAUGUUUUUAAAAAAAUUCUACAAACGAAUACUCACCUUGGAAAUAUUCACCUUAGGGGGGGGGGAAAGACUUUGCUCUGCCCUUUUAGAUCCCUUUACGCUGCAAGUGGCAACAUGUUCAGAUUUCUAAUUUGGUUCAUUGUGGCCUAUCUGGUUUAAGUAUUUCAUUAGAAAUGUCUCGUUAGAGUAUUUGAUGUCAUGCACCAAAAAGUAAAACCCCACCUUGUUGCAAAAGCCGACCUCGUUGCAUGGAUUUAAGAGCGAAGGAAAAGCACAAGGAUGAGGUCCUUCCUAAUCCAUUCUUGUGGGAACUGGCCUUCGUAGCAAAUGCAGACAAUGAGUGCUUGAGAUAAAAGAAAGCGUGUGAUGUAAUGAUCACUGUACUCAGGCACUUCACAGUUUACUUGAAAGAGGCUUUGGAAAAUAGAUAAAGCAAAAGAAGAAUAAAUACAUAUUUUUAAUAAUGUAAUUUAAAAAUCCUUUAUAAUCAGGACUGAGUCUUGGUUUGCAGAAGAUGUCAUUUACCCUGAAACACAGUAUCGAAAGGGAAACUUAACACUUAACUGUUUGAUUUUUAUUUCCUCUGAAAAUUCAUGUUUACAGGUAGAAUUAUGUGUAUCGCCCCCUCCCCUCACUAUGAGAAAUUUCUUUUACGAAGGAGGCCUAUAGAAAUGGGGCAUGAUCAUGCUUGGGCAUGUGAGUUAGUCAAAUUAUAAAUCCAUGCCUAUUGUCCAUUGCACUCAGAAAGUUAAUUUAAGAACCAGAGGUUGAAGUCCUGGCUUCCUGCUUGAAACCCAAUUCUUAUAGGAAAUAUUGGAAAAGAGGAAACCUAGCCCAUCUUCCUUUUAUCUUUUGUCGGUGAAUUUGGUACCUCUCCAAUGCUGGUCUUUUUGUAGGAACUCAGUAGAGAAAAGAGAGCUAACGAAGUGUGAAAGCCUGCAGGAUUUCGGUUUACAUAUCGACAGCAUAGUCACUGAUUUCUAAAUGGGCUGGUCCCAUCAUCUGAAGAUUCUGUAUAGAGUUAUUAAAAAAAAAAAUCCAUCUUCCUUUAUUUUCUUCACAUGUAACAAUUUCUUAUGCACUUUGACAUUUUGGUAGUUCCACACUAUUGAGAGAAUAAUAUAUUUAUUUUGUGACAUUGCCAAUGCCAAAUACUGUCACCAUCUCGUGCUAACCAUACUUAGGUUCGAGAUCACUGUUCAGAUCCCGUCAUGCUUAACCAACGAAGCGACAUGAUUUUGGGUUUUGCAUUAUCAAGACUUAAGGGUGCAGUCAGCUGUUCGUAAUUGUGCAGUAAAGUAAAGCCCUGUGGUGUGUCCACUAAUAGUUAAGAGUCUCAGUUGAUUUCUGUCAUGUUUGACCUAAUAAUAGCCCAUUUUUGUCUCUGACCAAACAGAGGAAGCGCACAUCAGAUCACCUUGGAGUGGUCCUGGGGGAGUUCUCUCCUACAUAUCAUCAGUGAUUUAUUAUACCUCCUGGCCUUUGGAGAAUGAAUGGGUUUCACACCGAGGAAGUUGGCCUCCCCACGUGAGCUUUUGAAAUUGUUUCUCAUAGACACAGGGAGGCCGAUUUUGUUUCAAACGGAUUCUCUUCACAGAUUCUCUGUCAUGGUGUUGGGACGAUGUCUCCUGGUUUCAGUUUUCGUUUCUACUGCUGUAAUUCUCUGUCCUGAACAUUCUUCUGUUCCUGUUCCCUUUUAUAUGCAUAUAUGAUGCUGUGAACAGAAAUAAAUUAUUUAUACAAUCAAA